ACUAUCCGUUGUGUUCAUGGACCUAUAGACAAUCUAGAAUGCUGUAAGAAAAUUGCUUGAUAUUUGAAAAUGAAGAUGUCCGCGGCAGACAGUCAGGAGUCUGGCAGUCCUCCACCAAGCCCGACAGACUCCGCAGCAUCAGAAUCCGCUCCCACCUUAGUCCACAUCAAGCAAGAGGCGAUGGCACCUGGCACUGAUAUGAAAGAGUACUACAAUGCUUUGGACUUCGGCUUAAACGACACAUAUCUCUCGAGUUACGACUACACGCGCAGCUAUCUACCGAGGCCUCUGGAUUUACCUAAUCAAAGGUUCCUAGAAUCGAAAAGUCCAGAUAGAAACGAGGAGUUCAAUGAUGAAAAUGAGAAGUCUGAGUUGAGUUUGCCAAGCGAAUUAAUACUCAAGUCUGGCGGUGUGUUUUGUAGAGCCAACAUCUCUUGUGGAACUAAGUAUGGACCUUUUAAUGGUAAAUGGGUCGGGCAGCCUUACGACAGAAGAUAUGCAUGGGCGGUGGUCGGGAAGAACGGCGUUCGAGGCUGGUUGGACGGCAGAGCGGACAAGUCCAACUGGAUGAAGUUCGUCAACUCUACGAACUACCCUCACGAUGUCAACUUACAACACUUGCUCCACGCUGGCCAAGUUUACUAUAAAGUGACGAGAGACAUCCCACCUGGCCAGGAGUUGCUGCUCGGGCCACGAACACCGUUGCCUCUUCAAGAUGUCUUCACUCCACCUGGCCGUGAGGGUUCAAGCGUCCACUCUUCCAGCUCACAGCCGUUGACCGAAGACGAAGAGAGAGAGGAAACUGAACCACGUUGCUCCUUUUGUGACGCCCCAUAUCCUACUAUAGAUGCGCUAGAUCGUCAUUUGGUACAAGCGCACGCGCAACCAGCUUCGGCGUUUCACUGCGAGCUUUGCAACCGAGCGUAUAGUACACGCGCGCUUCUUCUACGACAUCGUGCACUUACCCACACUGAUAUCAGAAAAUACCCCUGCGAGAAUUGUCCGAAGGUAUUUACCGAUCCUUCCAACCUCCAGCGCCACAUCCGCGCGCAGCACGUCGGAGCUCGCAGCCACGCGUGCCCCGAGUGUGGCAAGACCUUCGCCACUUCCUCCGGCCUCAAGCAGCACACGCACAUCCACUCCAGCGUCAAGCCUUUCCAGUGCAAGGUUUGCUUUAAAGCAUACACUCAGUUUUCCAAUUUGUGCCGCCACAAACGAAUGCAUGUGGCAUGCAGAGCAUUGGUAGAGUGUGGAAAAUGUGGACAGUCCUUCACAUCUUAUGCGUCUCUCACUAAACAUAAGAGAUUUUGUGACACAGCAUCAGCAGCGAACGUUAAUCUACGAGGACAAUUACCGCAAGGCCUACAACAGAUACCAUCUUUAUCCAACGUCAUGAAUACACCAAAUAAUACAAACCCAUUCCCGAUGUACAGAGGACCAGCGUUGCCUUUACCGUAUAACACGUUUGCUCACUAUCCAGCAUUAUUUUCUGCUGCCGCGGCCGCUUGUCCCCCAGAAUUCUUAAGUCCACUCCUGUUUAAUGUUCAAGGAGCAAGACUAGCUAUGGAACGCGAUAUGGCUAUGAAUGCUAGUUUAGUCGCAAAACAACAGGAAGGGCGCAUGUCAGUUAAAAGUAUGGAUAGUACAACCUCGCUUGAGGACAUGAAGAAAAACAUGGACGUCGAUAUUGAAAUGAAGAAGAGGGAAACUGAUGUUGAGCGAGUGUCCACACCGCAAAAUAUAUACGUGAAACAAUCUCCUCCUUCCGCUGAAGAAGCUUCUUCAAAGCAACGACCUUCGCCUGUCAUGCCAAUGUCUACAUCAAUCGCCCCGUUCAGAUUUUCAAGGGAGGAAAUGAAACGGAACUCUCCAUUCAAUUUAUCAAUGAAGUUGUGCAGUGACGAAGCAGGAACAAAAUCUGUUUCACCGAGAUUGCCAAAAGAUUUGUCAAAGACUUUACGCGGAGAAAUUGACAACAAAUCUGUAUAUUCUGACGUCGAAGAAGAAUCAAGGAAAGAGCAAAGUGAUCAACCACUUGAUUUAUCAGUUACACGGAAGCAAAACGAUAAAGAAUCCGAUAUGGAGAACGAUGAACAUAACUCUGUUCGUAAUAUAUCAGUUAAAUCUUACUCUCCCCCUGAUAGUCCAGUAGAUAGGGAAAGUAAAACUCCUGAAAAUGACACAACUGAUGUCGAUGUGGAAGCAGUAGAACCAAAAAGGGAAGAUUCCCCUAUGGUAUCACCCGCCUUAGCAUUUCCGAUGCCAGUACAUCCCCAGCAUAACAACAGUCUCAUUGAAGCAAUGUACCGCCCACGUUUUCCGCAGUUUCACACGGCUUCUGAUUCUCUUUUGAGUUCUUCGCAUUCCCCGUACGUGCCGAGCCCGUUUAAUUUUUUAUCCCCACUUCUCGGUACUGACGGCCCGGACAGACAACCAAGCGCGUAUGCGAAAUUUCGCGAACUGAGCGCGGGUUCGGGAAAACUUCGAGAUCGGUACGCGUGCAAGUUCUGCGGAAAAGUAUUCCCGCGUAGUGCUAACUUAACUCGACAUCUCCGAACCCACACGGGAGAACAGCCUUACAAAUGCAAGUACUGUGAGCGUUCGUUCUCAAUAUCUUCGAACUUGCAGCGUCACGUGCGGAAUAUACAUAAUAAGGAGCGGCCGUUUCGGUGUCCCUUAUGUGAUAGAUGUUUCGGACAGCAGACGAAUCUUGACCGACAUUUGAAGAAACACGAGGCGGAAGGUGGCGACUCUCCGAGUUCCGCUGACACAGAACAGGAUGCGUGUUUCGAUGAUAUUCGAUCCUUUAUGGGUAAAGUUACUUGUUCUCCUGGAGCGGGUUCGCCGUCUGGAACCUCUCCGCAUACGCCUCACGCCCCACAUCGCCCUUCAGCUUUAGCAAUAUCCACAUAGCCCUCGCCCUUCCAGCUGCCGCCACCUCCACCUCUUUGGCCUCAGCCUUUCGAAUGAGCGAUAAAGAAAAUGGUUUAAUUUAAAGACUUUUAAGUACGUAACGGUGACAUUACCCAACUAGGGACGGAGAAACAUAGAAUUAAUCUUCUUUUAUUUCGUUGAAGUCCUAGAUAGAAUAUUACCCCCAGUGCAUAUUAAUUCUUUAGUUAUCAUGACAAUUGUAAAACUGCUAGUUCUGUAAACUAAAUAGGUUAGAGAUUUAAUGCGUUCCUAGAUAUAAUUAUUGUGAUAGUUAAAGAUUUCGCUGCUCGUGAAAUCCGACACGUAGGUAGGGAAUUGUAAAAAAAUAUAUAAAUAGUAUUAACAUUUUGGAUGAAUUGGUUCGUUUAGCUGCAUUUGUAAAAUAUUGUUACAACAUUAUAUUGGCGAAAAUUAGUUUAAGAGAUAACUUUUGUAAUGAUCUCUUGUUAGUCAAAAAACUACCAAAGCAAUUUUAAUAUAUUUGAGAGGUGGGUAAAAUUGGGUUAUAAAAAUUA
Molecule: messenger RNA, 3449 nt
Organism: Pararge aegeria (speckled wood butterfly)
Lineage: Eukaryota; Metazoa; Arthropoda; Insecta; Lepidoptera; Nymphalidae
Product: histone-lysine N-methyltransferase PRDM16-like
Exons: 8
Coding region: 70-2913 (947 amino acids)
Cellular component (GO): nucleus
Source: RefSeq, a predicted model, not a curated record